Molecule: messenger RNA, 2486 nt
Organism: Ochotona curzoniae (black-lipped pika)
Lineage: Eukaryota; Metazoa; Chordata; Mammalia; Lagomorpha; Ochotonidae
Gene: HNF1B
Product: HNF1 homeobox B
Exons: 9
Coding region: 196-1869 (557 amino acids)
Biological process (GO): regulation of transcription by RNA polymerase II; positive regulation of DNA-templated transcription; pancreas development
Cellular component (GO): nucleus
Molecular function (GO): RNA polymerase II cis-regulatory region sequence-specific DNA binding; DNA-binding transcription factor activity, RNA polymerase II-specific
Source: RefSeq, a predicted model, not a curated record
GUGGCGAUCAUGGCAAGUUAGAAGUUUCCUGACUCCUCUUGGAGGAGACUCCGGGACCCCGGGGAGUAACAAGUGUCUGGAGGUCCGAAGGGUGGAGGGGUUGUGGGAUUCGGGGUUCGCUCGUGGGACUCCCCUCCACCCUCCUCUGGCGCACCCGCCCACCCCCGUACCCCCUUCUUUCCACGUCCUUGGAAAAUGGUGUCCAAGCUGACGUCGUUGCAGCAAGAACUCCUGAGCGCCCUGCUGAGCUCCGGGGUCACCAAGGAGGUGCUGGUCCAGGCCUUGGAGGAGUUGCUGCCUUCCCCGAACUUCGGGGUGAAGCUGGAGACGCUGCCGCUGUCCCCCGGGAGCGGGGCUGAACCCGAUACUAAGCCGGUCUUCCACACUCUCACCAACGGCCACUCCAAGGGCCGCUUGUCCGGGGACGAGGGCUCCGAGGACGGCGACGACUAUGACACCCCUCCGAUCCUCAAGGAACUGCAGGCACUCAAUACCGAGGAGGCAGCCGAGCAGAGGGCCGAGGUGGAUCGGAUGCUCAGCGAGGACCCUUGGAGAGCGGCCAAGAUGAUCAAGGGCUACAUGCAGCAGCACAACAUCCCGCAGAGGGAGGUGGUAGACGUCACGGGCCUGAACCAGUCCCAUCUCUCCCAGCAUCUCAACAAGGGUACCCCCAUGAAGACGCAGAAGCGUGCCGCCCUGUACACCUGGUACGUCAGAAAGCAGCGGGAGAUCCUCCGACAAUUCAACCAGACAGUCCAGAGUUCUGGAAAUAUGCCAGACAAAAGCAGUCAGGAUCAGCUGCUGUUUCUCUUUCCAGAGUUCAGUCAGCAGAGCCAGGGGCCCGGGCAGUCCGAGGACGCCUGCUCCGAGCCCAGCAAUAAGAAGAUGCGCCGUAACCGCUUCAAGUGGGGGCCCGCAUCCCAGCAAAUCUUGUACCAGGCCUACGACCGGCAAAAGAAUCCGAGCAAGGAGGAGAGGGAGGCCUUAGUGGAGGAGUGCAACAGGGCGGAGUGCUUGCAACGAGGUGUGUCCCCCUCCAAGGCCCACGGCCUGGGCUCCAACUUGGUCACGGAGGUCCGCGUCUACAACUGGUUUGCAAACCGCAGGAAGGAGGAGGCCUUCCGGCAAAAGCUGGCCAUGGACGCUUACAGCUCCAACCAGUCGCACAGCCUGAACCCCCUGCUGGCCCAUGGCUCUCCCCAUCACCAGCCCAGUGCCUCUCCUCCGAACAAGCUGUCAGGAGUGCGCUACAGCCAGCAAGGAAACAAUGAGGUCACUUCCUCUUCAACAAUCAGUCACCAUGGCAACAGCGCCAUGGUGACCAGCCAGUCGGUUUUACAGCAAGUCUCCCCAGCCAGCCUGGACCCCAGCCACAAUCUCCUCUCACCUGAUGGUAAAAUGAUCUCGGUCUCAGGAGGAGGCCUGCCCCCUGUCAGCACCUUGACAAACAUCCACAGCCUCUCCCACCAUAACCCCCAGCAGUCUCAGAACCUCAUCAUGACCCCCCUGUCCGGAGUCAUGGCCAUUGCACAAAGCCUCAACUCCUCGCAAGCCCAGAGCGUGCCUGUCAUCAAUAGCGUGGCCGGCAGCCUGGCGGCCCUGCAGCCCGUGCAGUUCUCCCAGCAGCUGCACAGCCCUCACCAGCAGCCCCUCAUGCAGCAGAGCCCUAGCAGCCACAUGGCCCAGCAGCCCUUCAUGGCCGCUGUGACUCAGCUACAAAACUCACACAUGUACGCGCACAAGCAGGAACCCCCCCAGUAUUCCCACACCUCCAGGUUUCCAUCUGCAAUGGUGGUCACAGAUACCAGCAGCAUCAGUACGCUCACCAAUAUGUCUUCCAGCAAACAGUGUCCCCUGCAAGCCUGGUGAUGCCCACACACCGCUUACUUUGUGCCCAGCAACAAGGACCCUGGUUUCCACAGUCACCCCCUGGGCAGCUGUCAUGGACAAGCCCCGUGACCUGACGAGCACGCGCGAGAGGUCCCCGCUUACCUGACGUCCAGCCAGCGCCUUGGACAACUGCCCUCAGGAGGCGCCGCCCGAAGCCCAGCUUCCCUACUAUGCAGUAUUGUCCUGAUGCCUCUCCCGGGUGCCGAGUGCUCCGGUCUGCCCCGAUGCAGGAGCCAGGAGCCACGGAAGAGGAUGACAAAGUGGUCAUGCCAACCUUGUGAUCCUUCAGCGAACAAACUAAUGCGAAAACUUGAAUCUGUUACUGAAACGAGGGGAGGAGGACGCCCACUGUUGAACUGAGCCAGACACACUGUAAAUAGCCACAGACACCCUGUCCUGCCCCCCAUCCCAAGUGAUCCUGAGAUUUCUUUUAAAGAAGUAAAUUUGUCCAAUGGGUGUAAACUGUAAACUACUGGAAUGAAGUGCAAUUUCCCUCCUCGUUGCUCCCCUCUGCUCUGUAUAUAAUACUAAAGUGUCUACUAGUUUUCUUUGUAAAGGUCAGAGUUGAAAUUUCUAAAGUGAUUGACACCCCUCCC